Setaria italica (foxtail millet) is the source of this 1375-nucleotide messenger RNA. Its product is annotated as 50S ribosomal protein L18. Gene Ontology annotation, biological process: translation. The record is from RefSeq and is a predicted model, not a curated record. Gene Ontology annotation, cellular component: ribosome. The coding region runs from base 589 to 1167 and encodes 192 amino acids. Lineage: Eukaryota; Viridiplantae; Streptophyta; Magnoliopsida; Poales; Poaceae. The transcript has 3 exons. Gene Ontology annotation, molecular function: structural constituent of ribosome; 5S rRNA binding.
ACCACUAGGGGCGGGGGCCAAGCCCAGGGGCGGCGGCGGAGGCAGGAAGGACGGAGCUGGCGGCAGGCAGCGAACGGGACGAGAUCUGGGCAGGAGGUGGUGGAUGGGAUCUGGCAGUGCGCUGGUGGAGGGCAGGAUUUGGGCAAGGAGCCAGUGGAGGGCGGCAGGCGGUGGACGCACCCGGCGGCGGCCGCGGGAUCGAGAUGGUGCGGGGGGCGGACAACUGGGACGUAGGUGUCGGUGGGGUGAGGGUAUCGGGGAAAAUCGCUUCGCUUGCACGAGAAGUGCCCCCGAGACCACGUACAGAAUAAGCGGUGCCCUAGUUGUUUUCUAGAUUGUGGCUAAGCAGUUUGGGUGAUAAGCGGAAAAUAAGCAAGAUGUUUGGAUGGAUCCAUGUUCUACAGAUAAGCAGAAAUAAGCGGAUACAAACCAGCCCGUAUCCGGCCAUGAGGCCACAUCCCUUCCGCCAAUAGCACGCAGCGCGUACAGCAACGCCUAAACUGCCCUGGUACCCAACGGCAGCGUCCCGCGCGGCCGCGUGGCACCUGUUCGACGAAUUGCCUCGCUGGCCCGGCGCUUCCCCGCGCUAUGGCGUUGCCACGCGCCGUGAUUUGCCAGCCGUUCUCGCCGUGCCCCGCGCUCCCGGCCUGCCGCACUUCGACCUCGACGAUAGGCUCCGGGCCUAGCUUCGAGUUCCCGCGUCCGCAGCAUCCCGGCGAGCAGAGCCGCCGCACGCCGUUCUGCGCUCGCGCCAGCGUCGGUGCGCCGCGGCGCGCGUACCCCAGGAUCGAGGCGACGGCGAGGCGCGGCGCGCGCACGGAGAACCCCAAGGUCAGGAACCAACGGCUGCAGAAGAAGUUCAAUGGCACGGCGACGAAGCCCAGGCUGUCGGUGUUCUGCUCCAACCGGCAGCUCUACGCCGUGCUCGCCGACGACCACAACAAGAAGGUCCUCUUCUACGGCAGCACCCUGCAGAAGUCCAUCUGCGGCGACCCGCCCUGCGGCACCGUGGAGGCUGCCCGGAGGGUUGGGGAGGAGCUCGUCAGGGCGUGCGAGGAGCUUGGCAUCUCCGAGAUCUCCUCCUACGACCGCAACGGCUUUGCUCGGGGCGAUAAGAUGAUGGCGUUUGAGGUUCCCGUCUCACAGCACGGGUUCUUGCCAAGAUGAGGAGGCACCAGCCUUGCACUGACAGUUCACCGUAGCAGCUUAUUCAGGAGACAAUGAAAGAAGUUGGUUUGGUUCCAUUCCAUGUGAUACUGUAGUUUGUAUGAUCCAUCAGUCCUUGAACAGCAUGUAGUUCAUAUUUCACAGCAGCCACUAAGCAAUUGCUAACAAAGACAGUAUGUCCGAACUCUAAACAUGAUUCCAGUACUAA